CUCUCCUCCAAACACUUCCCAUUCAUCGCCUCCCUCUCACCCCGAUACAAUCUCGGAGGAUUCUCAAAGCUUGACUGAUGACUCUGCUCUGGAUGCCCCAAUCUCCACUCUUGAUAGGCAUCACUGGUGGAGACGGUGAAGCAAGCAAGUGGAAAUGUUUCCGAGCAAGAAGGGCUAUAAAAGGGCCCCUCCUCUACUCGAGGGCUCCAUGUUUCUAUCCUCCCUCGCACAACAGUUGCGCUGAGAAACAGGUCCGUCAACAUGAGAACACUGCCUCUUCUCCUGCCCUCCUUGGCUUUGGGCUCAGCCAUUUCAACUCGACAAGAUUCUUUUCAAAACAAAUGUGCCAAGUUUGCAAGCAAGAUUGAUCUACCCAACGUGCGAGUAAACAUUGUGGAAUAUGUGGCCGGAGGAACCAACCUCUCUAUACCAGACAAUCCUGCGACUUGCGGCGCUACCUAUCAGGCUGUGACGGCCGACUUUUGUCGAGUCGCGAUGGCGGUUGCGACCUCAAACAGCAGCGAGAUCACACUGGAGGCAUGGCUGCCUCGAAACUACACUGGUCGGUUUCUGAGCACAGGCAAUGGAGGGCUCAAUGGCUGUGUUGGGUACGAUGAUAUGGCGUAUACAACCGGAUUCGGCUUUGCGACGGUCGGUGCCAACAACGGACACAAUGGCACGUCUGGCGAACCCUUUUACCAACACCCAGAAGUCGUCGAAGAUUUUGCCUAUCGGUCAGUUCACACUGGAGUCGUGGUUGGAAAGCAGUUGACCAAGCUCUUCUACGAGCAAGGUUUCAACAAGUCCUACUACCUGGGAUGCUCCACCGGUGGUCGUGAGGGCUUCAAGUCGGUGCAGCAGUUCCCCGAUGACUUUGACGGUGUGGUGGCUGGUGCUCCUGCCAUGAAUUUUGUAGGCUUGACCUCCUGGAGCGGUCACUUCUACCCCAUCACCGGAGCCAACACCUCAGACAGCUACCUCUCUUCUGAGCUCUGGAGUGUUGUCCAUGAUGAGAUCUUACGUCAAUGCGACGCUAUCGACGGCGCGCACGAUGGAAUCAUCGAAGAUCCUGAUCUCUGCCACCCGAUCAUCGACACGAUCAUCUGCAAACCCGGUUCCUCCUCGACCAGAUGUCUCACCGGGGCCCAGGCAAACACGGUUCGCCAGAUCCUGUCCCCACUCUAUGGGCUCAACGGGACCCUUGUUUACCCUCGUAUGCAACCCGGCUCGGAGGUGGCUGCCUCCGCAAUCUACUACGGUGGCUCGCCCUUUUCCUACAGCACCGACUGGUACCGCUAUGUGGUUUUCAGCAACCCGGAUUGGGACCCGGCCACCUUCAAUAGGCACGAUAUUGCCGUGGCACUCAAGCAGAACCCGUACAACAUCCAAACCUGGGAUGCGGACCUGACCCCGUUCCGCAAGAGCGGCGGCAAGGUCCUGACCUACCACGGGCUCAUGGACCAAAUCAUUAGCUCGGAGAACUCCAAGCUGUAUUACUCGCGAGUGGCCGAGACGAUGAACCUGCCGCCGGCAGAGCUGGACGAGUUUUAUCGCUUCUUCCAGAUCAGUGGUAUGGGCCACUGUGGGGGCGGUGACGGUGCAUACGGCAUUGGGAACGUGGCCGAUUCAUUCAAUGGCGUUGCGCCGGAGAACAACGUGCUCAUGGCCAUGGUGCAGUGGGUGGAGAAGGGCAUAGCGCCGGAGUUUGUGCGGGGAGCCAAGUUUGUUGAUGGAGUUGGUAGUGGAGUGGAAUAUACCCGCAAGCAUUGUCGCUGGCCCCGGCGCAAUGUAUACAAGGGCCCAGGGAAUUACACGGACGAAAAUGCAUGGCAGUGUGUGUAG
This is a messenger RNA of Aspergillus brunneoviolaceus CBS 621.78, 1842 nucleotides long. It is a transcript of the gene faeB-2, whose product is annotated as putative feruloyl esterase. NCBI's taxonomy places the organism in Eukaryota, Fungi, Ascomycota, Eurotiomycetes, Eurotiales, Aspergillaceae. The transcript is spliced from 2 exons. The coding region runs from base 262 to 1842 and encodes 526 amino acids. The record is from RefSeq and is a predicted model, not a curated record.